GAGUAGCCGCAGCCGCCAGUGGGGCCGCAGCCGCGCAGACGCCGCCCAGGACGCAGCCGCCGCCGCCGCCGCUCCUCUGCCGCUGGCUCUGCGCCCCAGCCCGGCUCUGCUGCAGCGGCAGGGAGGAAGAGCCGCCGCAGCGCGACUCGGGAGCCCCGGGCCCCAGCCGGGCCGCCGGAGCCACCCACAGGCCUCCCCGGGCGGCGCCCACGCUCCUACCGCCCGGACGCGCGGAUCCUCCGCCGGCACCGCAGCCACCUGCUCCCGGCCCAGAGGCGACGACACGAUGCGCUGCGCACUGGCGCUCUCGGCGCUGCUGCUACUGUUGUCGACGCCGCCGCUGCUGCCGUCGUCGCUGCCGUCGUCGCCGUCGCCCUCCCAGAAUGCAACCCAGACUACUACGGACUCAUCUAACAAAACAGCACUGACUCCAGCAUCCAGUGUCACCAUCAUGGCUACAGCUACAGCCCAGCAGAGCACAGUCCCCACUUCCAAGGCCAACGAAAUCUUGGCCUCGGUCAAGGCGACCACCCUUGGUGUAUCCAGUGACUCACCGGGGACUACAACCCUGGCUCAGCAAGUCUCAGGCCCAGUCAACACUACCGUGGCUAGAGGAGGCGGCUCGGGCAACCCUACUACCACCAUCGAGAGCCCCAAGAGCACGAAAAGUGCAGACACCACUACAGUUGCAACCUCCACAGCCACAGCUAAACCUAACACCACAAGCAGCCAGAAUGGAGCAGAAGAUACAACAAACUCUGGGGGGAAAAGCAGCCACAGUGUGACCACAGACCUCACAUCCACUAAGGCAGAACAUCUGAUGACCCCUCACCCUACAAGUCCACGUAGCCCCCCACAACCCACUUCGACGCAUCCUGUGGCCACCCCAACAAGCUCGGGACAUGACCAUCUUAUGAAAAUUUCAAGCAGUUCAAGCACUGUGGCUAUCCCUGGCUACACCUUCACAAGCCCGGGGAUGACCACCACCCUAUGGGAGACAGUGUUUCACCAUGUCAGCCAGGCUGGUCUUGAACUCCUGACCUCGGGUGAUCUGCCCACCUUGGCCUCCCAAAGUGCUGGGAUUACAGGGAUGAUGCCGAUUCCUUCCCCAGAGGAUUGUGAGGAUUCAGUAGGAAAGUACCUUCGAGGCACCCAGUCCCUUGCACAAACGUCAUCGGUUAUCUCACAAAGAACUCAACAGACCUCCAGUCAGAUGCCAGCCAGCUCUACGGCCCCUUCCUCCCAGGAGACAGUGCAGCCCACGGGCCCGGCAACGGCACUGAGAACACCUGCCCUGCCAGAGACCAUGAGCUCCAGCCCCACAGCAGCAUCAACUACCCACCGAUACCCCAAAAUACCUUCUCCCACUGUGGCUCAUGAGAGUAACUGGGCAAAGUGUGAGGAUCCUGAGACACAGACACAGAGUGAGAAGCAGCUCGUCCUGAACCUCACAGGAAACACCCUCUGUGCAGGGGGCACUUCGGAUGAGAAACUGAUCUCACUGAUAUGCCGAGCAGUCAAAGACACCUUCAACCCGGCCCAAGAUAAGUGCGGCAUACGGCUGGCACCUGUUGCAGGAAGUCAGACCGUGGUCGUCAAAGAAAUCACUAUUCACACUAAGCUCCCUGCCAAGGAUGUGUACGAGCGGCUGAAGGACAAAUGGGAUGAACUAAAGGAGGCAGGGAUCAGUGACAUGAAGCUAGGGGACCAGGGGCCACCGGAGGAGGCCGAGGACCGCUUCAGCAUGCCCCUCAUCAUCACCAUCGUCUGCAUGGCGUCAUUCCUGCUCCUCGUGGCGGCCCUCUAUGGCUGCUGCCACCAGCGCCUCUCCCAGAGGAAGGACCAGCAACGGCUAACAGAGGAGCUGCAGACAGUGGAGAAUGGUUACCAUGACAACCCAACACUGGAAGUGAUGGAGACCUCUUCUGAGAUGCAGGAGAAGAAGGUGGUCAGCCUCAACGGGGAGCUGGGGGACAGCUGGAUCGUCCCUCUGGACAACCUGACCAAGGACGACCUGGAUGAGGAGGAAGACACACACCUCUAGUCCGGUCUGCCGGUGGCCUCCAGCAGCACCACAGAGCUCCAGACCGACCACCCCAAGUGCCGUUUGGAUGGGGAAGGGAAAGACUGGGGAGGGAGAGUGAACUCCGAGGGGUGUCCCCUCCCAAUCCCCCCAGGGCCUUAAUUUUUCCCUUUUCAACCUGAACAAAUCACAUUCUGUCCAGAUUCCUCUUGUAAAAUAACCCACUAGUGCCUGAGCUCAGUGCUGCUGGAUGAUGAGGGAGAUCAAGAAAAAGCCACGUAAGGGACUUUAUAGAUGAACUAGUGGAAUCCCUUCAUUCUGCAGUGAGAUUGCCGAGACCUGAAGAGGGUAAGUGACUUGCCCAAGGUCAGAGCCACUUGGUGACAGAGCCAGGAUGAGAACAAAGAUUCCAUUUGCACCAUGCCACACUGCUGUGUUCACGUGUGCCUUCCGUCCAGAGCAGUCCCGGGCAAGGGUGGAACUCCAGCAGGUGGCUGGGCUGGAAAGGAGGGCAGGGCUACAUCCUGGCUCGGUGGGAUCUGACGACCUGAAAGUCCAGCUCCCAAGUUUUCCUUCUCCUACCCCAGCCUCGUGUACCCAUCUUCCCACCCUCUGUGUUCUUACCCCUCCCUACACUCAGUGUUUGUUCCCACUUACUCUGUCCUGGGGCCUCUGGGAUUAGCACAGGUUAUUCAUAACCUUGAACCCCUUGUUCUGGAUUCGGAUUUUCUCACAUUUGCUUCGUGAGAUGGGGGCUUAACCCACACAGGUCUCCGUGCAUGAACCAGGUCUGCUUAGGGGACCUGCGUGCAGGUGAGGAGAGAAGGGGACACUCGAGUCCAGGCUGGUAUCUCAGGGCAGCUGAUGAGGGGUCAGCAGGAACACUGGCCCAUGGCCCCUGGCACUCCUUGCAGAGGCCACCCACGAUCUUCUUUGGGCUUCCAUUUCCACCAGGGACUAAAAUCUGCUGUAGCUAGUGAGAGCAGCGUGUUCCUUUUGUUGUUCACUGCUCAGCUGAUGGGAGUGCUUCCCUGAGACCCAGUAUGAAAGAGCAGUGGCUGCAGGAGAGGCCUUCCUGGGGCCCCCCAUCAGCGAUGUGUCUUCAGAGACAAUCCAUUAAAGCAGCCAGGAAGGACAGGCUUUCCCCUGUAUGUCAUAGGAAACUCAGGGACAUUUCAAGUUGGUGAGAGUUUUGUUAUAGUUGUUUUCUAACCCAGCCCUCCACUGCCAAAGGCCAAAAGCUCAGACAGUUGCAGACGUCCAGUUAGCUCAUCUCACUCAUUCUGAUUCUCCUGUGCCACAGGAAAAGAGGGCCUGGAAAGCGCAGUGCAUGCUGGGUGCAUGAAGGGCAGCCUGGGGGACAGACUGUUGUGGGAACGUCCCACUGUCCUGGCCUGGAGCUAGGCCUUGCUGUUCCUCUUCUCUGUGAGCCUAGUGCGGCUGCUGUGGUUCUCUUGCAGUUUCUGGUGGCAUCUCAGGGGAACACAAAGCUAUGUCUGUUCCCCAAUAUAGGACUUUUAUGGGCUCGGCAGUUAGCUGCCAUGUAGAAGGCUCCUAAGCAGUGGGCAUGGUGAGGUUUCAUCUGAUUGAGAAGGGGGAAUCCUGUGUGGAAUGUUGAACUUUCGCCAUGGUCUCCAUCGUUCUGGGCGUAAAUUCCCUGGGAUCAAAUAGGAAAAUGGGCAGAACUGCUUAGGGGAAUGAAAUUGCCAUUUUUUGGGUGAAAAGCCACACCUCCAGGGUCUUAAGAGUCAGGCUCCGGCUGUAGUAGCUCUGAUGAAAUAGGCUAUCCACUCGGGAUGGCUUACUUUUUAAAAGGGUAGGGGGAGGGGCUGGGGAAGAUCUGUCCUGCACCAUCUGCCUAAUUCCUUCCUCACAGUCUGUAGCCAUCUGAUAUCCUAGGGGAAAAGGAAGGCCAAGGGUUCACAUAGGGCCCCAGCGAGUUUCCCAGGAGUUAGAGGGAUGCGAGGCUAACAAGUUCCAAAAACAUCUGCCCCGAUGCUCUAGUGUUUGGAGGUGGGCAGGAUGGAGAACAGUGCCUGUUUGGGGGAAAACGGGAAAUCUUGUUAGGCUUGAGUGAGGUGUUUGCUUCCUUCUUGCCCAGCGCUGGGUUCUCUCCACCCAGUAGGUUUUCUGUUGUGGUCCCGUGGGAGAGGCCAGACUGGAUUAUUCCUCCUUUGCUGAUCCUGGGUCACACUUCACCAGCCAGGGCUUUUGACAGAGACAGCAAAUAGGCCUCUGCAAAUCAAUCAAAGGCUGCAACCCUAUGGCCUCUUGGAGACAGAUGAUGACUGGCAAGGACUAGAGAGCAGGAGUGCCUGGCCAGGUCGGUCCUGACUCUCCAUCGCUCUGUCCAAGGAGAACCCGGAGAGGCUUUGGGCUGAUUCAGAGGUUACUGCUUUAUAUUCGUCCAAACUGUGUUAGUCUAGGCUUAGGGCAGCUUCAGAAUCUGACACCUUGCCUUGCUCUUGCCACCAGGACACCUAUGUGAACAGGCCAAACAGCCAUGCAUCUAUAAAGGUCAUCAUCUUCUGCCACCUUUACUGGGUUCUAAAUGCUCUCUGAUAAUUCAGAGAGCAUUGGGUCUGGGAAGAGGUAAGAGGAACACUAGAAGCUCAGCAUGACUUAAACAGGUUGUAGCAAAGAGAGUUUAUCAACUCUUUCAGUGGUAAACUGUGGUUUCCCCAAGCUGCACAGGAGGCCAGAAACCACAAGUAUGAUGACUGGGAAGCCUACUGUCAUGAGAGUGGGGAGACAGGCAGCAAUGCUUAUGAAGGAGGUACAGAAUAUUCUUCGAGUUGUAAAACAGAAUACGGGUUUAAUCUAGUCUAGGCACCAGAUUUUUUUCCCGCUUGAUAAGGAAAGCUAGCAGAAAGUUUAUUUAAACCACUUCUUGAGCUUUAUCUUUUUUGACAAUAUACUGGAGAAACUUUGAAGAAGUUCAAACUGAUACAUAUACACAUUUUUUUGAUAAUGUAAAUACAGUGACCAUGUUAAUCUACCCUGCACUGCUUUAAGUGAACAUACUUUGAAAAAGCAUUAUGUUAGCUGAGUGAUGGCCAAGUUUUUUUCUCUGGACAGGAAUGUAAAUGUCUUACUGGAAAUGACAAGUUUUUGCUUUUUUUUUAAACCAAAAAUGAAAUAUAACAAGACAAACUUAUGAUAAAGUAUUUGUCUUGUAGAUCAGGUGUUUGUUUUUUUUUUUAAUUUUAAAAUGCAACCCUGCCCCCUCCCCAGCAAAGUCACAGCUCCAUUUCAGUAAAGGUUGGAGUCAAUAUGCUCUGGUUGGCAGGCAACCUUGUAGUCAUGGAGAAAGGUAUUUAAAGAUCUAGUCCAAUCUUUUUCUAGAGAAAAAGAUAAUCUGAAGCUCACAAAGAUGAAGUGACUUCCUCAAAAUCACAUGGUUCAGGACAGAAACAAGAUUAAAACCUGGAUCCACAGACUGUGCGCCUCAGAAGGAAUAAUCGGUAAAUUAAGAAUUGCUACUUGAAGGUGCCAGAAUGACACAAAGGACAGAAUUCCUUUCCCAGUUGUUACCCUAGCAAGGCUAGGGAGGGCAUGAACACAAACAUAAGAACUGGUCUUCUACACUUUCUCUGAAUCAUUUAGGUUUAAGAUGUAAGUGAACAAUUCUUUCUGCCAAGAAACAAAGUUUUGGAUGAGCUUUUAUGUAUGGAACUUACUCCAACAGGACUGAGGGGCCAAGGAAACAUGAUGGGGGAGGCAGAGAGGGCAAGAGUAAAACUGUAGCAUAGCUUUUGUCACGGUCACUAGCUGAUCCCUCAGGUCUGCUGCAAACAGCAUGGAGGACACAGAUGACUCUUUGGUGUUGGUCUUUUUGUCUGCAGUGAAUGUUCAACAGUUUGCCCAGGAACUGGGGGAUCAUAUAUGUCUUAGUGGACAGGGGUCUGAACUACACUGGAAUUUACUGAGAAACUUGUUUGUAAAAACUAUAAUUAUUGCAUUUUCUUACAAAAAUAUAUUUUGGAAAAUUGUAUACUGUCAAUUGAAGUGUUUUUGUGUAAA
Gorilla gorilla gorilla (western lowland gorilla) is the source of this 6046-nucleotide messenger RNA. It is a transcript of the gene PODXL, whose product is annotated as podocalyxin like. The transcript is spliced from 10 exons. The record is from RefSeq and is a predicted model, not a curated record. The coding region runs from base 287 to 2044 and encodes 585 amino acids. Gene Ontology annotation, cellular component: apical plasma membrane; microvillus membrane. Gene Ontology annotation, biological process: positive regulation of cell-cell adhesion mediated by integrin; cell migration; negative regulation of cell-cell adhesion. Lineage: Eukaryota; Metazoa; Chordata; Mammalia; Primates; Hominidae.